CUCCCCCCCGCCCAAUGGCAGCUGCCGGUCGGCGCGCCAUGCCGGCUCCCGCACCUCUCGGCCGGGCGAUCCACUAAGUCCAUGCCAUGCUCUGGCCGCUGCUGCCGGCGCUGCUGGCGGCGUUCGCGCCCUCCUUGCCCUGCUGCUGCCAAGGCUGGCCUUCCCCCUCGGGGCCAGCCGCGAAGGAGCCGCCGCCGCCGCCCAGCCUCAACUCUUCCUCCCCGCCCUUGGCAGGGGCCGGCCCUCGGGCUCCAAGCGGCAUGCCGCCGCCGGCCGUUCCCUCGCCCGGGCCGCCCCGCCUGGCGCCUCAGCAGCAGCAGCAGCAACCCCGCGAGGAGCCGGCGUGCAACAUCAGCGUGCAGCGGCAGAUGCUGAGCUCGCUGCUGGUGCGCUGGAGCCCGCUGGGCUUCCAGUGCGACCUCGUGCUCUUCUCCACCAGCAGCGGGCCGGGCGGGCGCGCCUUUUUCUCGGCCGCCUUCCACCGCGUGGGCCCGCCGCCGCUCCUCAUCGAACACGUCGGGCUGGCGGCCGGCGGCGUCCAGCAGGACCUGCGCCUCUGCGUGGGCUGCAGCUGGGCGCGGGGCAGGCGCGUGGGCCGCCUCCGCCCGGGGGCCUCCUCGGCCGCCUUCUUCGCCUCUUCGUCGUCGUCCCUGCCCGAGCCCGGGCAGCCGUGGCAGCAGGGCGAGCGGCUCCAGUUCUGCUGCCUGGAUUUCAGCCUGGAGGAGCUCAAGGGGGACCCCGGCUGGAGGAUGAACCGCAAGCCCAUCGAGUCCACUUUGGUGGCCUGCUUCAUGACUCUGGUCAUCAUCGUGUGGAGCGUGGCCGCCCUCAUCUGGCCGGUGCCCAUCAUCGCCGGCUUCUUGCCCAACGGCAUGGAGCAGCGCAGAAGCGCCGCCGCAGCCGCCGCCGCCUCCGGGAGCGCAUCUGGAGGAACAGCUGCUCUGGCCAAAUAA
Heteronotia binoei (common prickly gecko) is the source of this 953-nucleotide messenger RNA. RefSeq names its product transmembrane protein 158 (gene TMEM158). Bases 87 to 953 code for a protein of 288 amino acids. The record is from RefSeq and is a predicted model, not a curated record. The transcript has a single exon. Gene Ontology annotation, molecular function: peptide binding. NCBI's taxonomy places the organism in Eukaryota, Metazoa, Chordata, Lepidosauria, Squamata, Gekkonidae.